Cheilinus undulatus (humphead wrasse) is the source of this 1812-nucleotide messenger RNA. RefSeq names its product LysM, putative peptidoglycan-binding, domain containing 3 (gene lysmd3). Gene Ontology annotation, cellular component: Golgi apparatus. Bases 267 to 1235 code for a protein of 322 amino acids. The transcript is spliced from 3 exons. The record is from RefSeq and is a predicted model, not a curated record. Lineage: Eukaryota; Metazoa; Chordata; Actinopteri; Labriformes; Labridae. Gene Ontology annotation, biological process: Golgi organization.
UACCUCCAAAUAUAUCAUUAAUGAGCCAUGAACACUGACUGAUAGAUAAUGUACUUUGACGUUUUAAACGACAGUAGCCUGGUUACAUAGGUGAAGCUAGUUAGCUGUAGCCUAGAUGGCAGAUAGUUUUACGUUGCAAUCAACGGACGUGCUCGUCAAACUCCUACGUCCUACCUGGUAGUUUAUUUAAUCAAUGUAACUGUUUUUAAUAGUGCGUCGUUAUUCACCUGGGAGGACGAUAUCGACUUGACUUGGUUAAGAGAAAAAUGACCAAUAGAAGCCAGCACUAUGGGUUCCAGUCAGCCACCAUGGUGCAGCCUGCCAAUGGCGGUCAUGCCUAUCUGUUUGGGAACAAUGGCUCAGAGAAUGACCUGUCAGAAGAGGAUGGAGAGAGCUACGAGCUGCGGCCACGCGGCCGAGAGAGGCUACGGAGGAGCACGUCCAGAGAGAGGAUGGAGGACAUUAUCUACCUGACUAGAGACAUACAGGAGGGCGACACUCUCAACAGCAUCGCCUUGCAGUACCAUUGCUCAGUGGCUGAUAUAAAGCGUGCCAACAACCUCUUGACAGAGCAGGACUUCUUUGCCUUGCGGUCGGUCAAGAUCCCUGUGAGGCGCUUUAGUGUACUCACUGAAACCCACAGCACUGGACCUCUCAAACCCGCAUCGCCCACAGGUGCCAGGCACCUUCCUCAGAUCUCCCCAGUUACCUCUCUCCCUACCGAGUCUUCCUCAGACUCCUCUUCUACCGACAGCGUGGAAGGAUUCCUCCUAGAGAAGGACAAGGACAUUGAGCGGCUGGUGAAAUCCACAGGUCCGUCUCGAAGCAGCCUGAACGAGGUUGUGUCAUCUUUAACGCUGCAGCAACAGCAGCCACUGCUGGGAGAGGUGGAGUAUAAACCAGUACAGAGGAAGGACCCUUAUUAUGGGGCAGACUGGGGUAUGAGAUGGUGGACGGCUGUGGCCAUCAUGCUAGUUGUUGGCAUUGUCACGCCUGUGUUUUAUCUCCUGUAUUAUGAGGUUCUCAUGAAAACUGACGUCGGACAUCAUGGCAUUCCUACACAAGCUCCUGGAAACGUUCCUCCUAAUGGAAUAAUGGACCAUCAUGUUGGAGAAGACAACCAUGCAGGGGCUGGACCUGGACACCAUACUGGACACUUGGUUAAUGAUAAUUCACAGAGACAUGGUGUGGACAAAGCAGGGGACAGUGAACACAGGGAACAUGAGAAAACAUAACGCAUCAGUGACCUGAUUUGACUGAUUUUUGAUUUGUCUUUGCAGACUGAACAAAACAAUGCAAUCUUUCUGGGACCGUCACUUCACAGUGAGAAGUCAUUUUUAUCGAGUUGAGAGAAUAAAGAUGUGGCGACAGUCAUUCCUCGUGUCUGCCCGUUUGAAUUUAUAAGCUUUACAACCAGGAGUAAAAAUAGAAUGAAAUAUCAGAUGGUAUGCUUGGCUGACCUUUUUCUAAAUGACGGGUUUACUGCAGAGGUUUUAUCUUUGCUGCUGUAUUCACUGUAAGCUACACACAAGCUGUGUCCAGGGAGUUCAAAAACACGCUGAGACCAACAGCAGCUAACUCAUAUCUGUUAAUUCUGUGUGGAUUUGGUUUUAAAGUUGAUAUCAACCAGGGUGGUCAAACUGUGUUCUUUGCCAUAUUAGAAAUUGUGUUAAUUAUUUUCCAUCUGAUUUGUUUGGAAAAAUGACUGCUGCCAUUGAGUUUCAUAUAGAAUUAAUUUAUUAUAAGACUUUUGAGCAUUAACCUUUACUUACACCAUCAGUAUUUGGAGUUUAAAUUAUGUUUCUUAAAUUU